CAGAUCAGGAGUUACAGCGACAGUCUUCAUUCCGCAGUUAAAAAAACUGCAAAAACCGACGUCGCGAGCGGAGGAGCGAACGGUCCGGGCCAACGGGCGCUACUGGCCCUUUAAAUGAACGGCAGUGGGCGUGGCCAAGCUCGCCCCCCUGCUGGAAGCCGCGCCCCCGCCGCAUCCUGCGAACCGACCAAUGGGCGGCGAGUCCGGGCGGAGCCCCCGCCGCUGAUUGGCCGCGCGGCGCACGGCGGCGGGUGCCAAGAUGGCUGCGCCCAUGGCGGAGGGGCCCCGCGGCUGAGCUGCCGUACGGCCCCGCGGGGACCAUGGACGUGCUGUUCGCGCUGCUCCGCGGGCUGCGCCUGCUGCUCGACCUGCUGCUGCUGGUGCUCGACCUCAACUUCUUCCUGGUGUCCUCGCUGGUGUCCGCCCUGCUGUGGCUGCUGGCCGCGGCCUCCAGCCUGCCCGCGGCCGCGGCCGCCGCGGCGGUGGCGUGCUGGGAUGCGCUGGUGCUGGUGCGCGGCUGCUGCGGGGCCAUGGAGGGCAUGAGGGCGGCCGGGCACCUGGUGUCGCACCUGGCGUCGCACGUGGCGCUGCGGGGCCGGGAGCUGGCGCAGCGAGGGCUGGGCGCCGUGCUGGGCUGCGGGCAGGCGCUGGGCCGGCAGCUGUGCGAGGCGCUGGCCAUCGGCACCAGCCUGCUGAUGUACCUGGUCAACAGCCUGGUCAACGUGUGUCUCAUCGGCACGCAGAACCUCUUCACGCUGCUCGCCGCCCUCUGGGACUCGCUGGCCGGGCCCGUGGUGAGGGUGGCCGAGCUGCUGGCGGCGUUCCUGGCGCACGUGUCCAGCGGCGCCAUCGCCGUGUCCAUCCUGCUGUGGUCGCCCUGCCAGAUGGCCUUCGAGCUGCUCUGCUGCGCCGCCGACCUCUUCAUCAGCGUCUUCUUCGUCAACGUCUAUGGCCUGGGCUUGCUGCUGCUCAUCGUGCUGGUCAGCGCCUUCGCCUUCAACCCCGGGCUGCUGUGGACGCUGACGGGCUACCUGCUGGGCUACUUGCACGCGCUGCCCUCCUUCCGCCGCCUGCAGCGGGACGUCUGGCGGCUCUACCAGGUGGCCGUGCUCACCCUGGGGGUGGCCGUGACCUCGCAGCCCUGGCGCAGGCUGGUGGACUGGAUCCAGCAGGUGACCAACUGGAGCCAGGGAGGCAGGGUGGGGAACCAGGGCAGCGACCAGCGACGGGCCGUGGGUGCUCCCAGAGCUCCGGCCGCCGACAGGGUGACACUGGGCCAGCUGCUGGCCGAGCUGGAGGAGCAGCUGGAUGCAGAGCAGGGGCCGCAGCCACGGCCUGCUCUGAGCCGUGCUGGGGCAGGGCAGCGUCCCCAGACAUCCAGGGAGGAGCCGGGCACGUCGUGGUGGAAAGCCCCGAGGAAGCGGCAGCUGGACGCGACAGCCGGGAGCGCUGAGGGAGCUGACAACGACCCCUGGGUGCUGCUGAAAGAGCAAGAGGAGCGUAAGAAAUGCGUCAUCUGCCAGGACCAGACCAAGACAGUCCUGCUGCUGCCCUGCAGGCACCUGUGCCUGUGCCAGGAGUGCACGGAGGUGCUCCUGCAGCAGGACAUCUACCAGCGCAACUGCCCCCUGUGCCGCCAGGUGAUCCUGCAGACCCUCAACGUGUACCUGUGAGCCCACGGGGGGCUUGGGCUGUUUUCCCAGGAGGUCAAAGGCACCCCUGUCUGCACUUCCCAGGGCUGCCUUGAGCAGCUUCCAAAGAACUGUGGAUGGUGCUGGAAGGGCAGAACGCUGUGGGCUGUCUGCUGGUCACAUUUGCUGCCUAACUAGGUUGUAGCUCUUGCUAGCAAGCACAAUACUGAUCUCUGCAGCGGGCUGGAAGAGUUACCUGGUUUUUUGUUGACAACUUUUGCUGUUUCAGGGCCCGUUGCCUUCAGCCUGCAGCCUGAGAUCCAAAGCAGAGCGCAGAAAAAUGCUCUGGUCCCUCCUAGCCAAAGCUGAUGGAAGGUUACAGGCUGUGCCCUCCUGGCAAUCACAGGGGCUGGUGCAAGGCAAGGGAGGUUUUUUUCCCAGGGUCUCACUAGAAAAUUACCUGGCAGGCUGCAUCCAGGCCUGUUUCCUCCUGCCACCAUCAAAGUGGAGGAGCUCCAUGGGAAAAGGGAGGAGUGCCCUGUUUGCAAGGCCCAGGGAGAGCCAGGAGCACACUCGAGUUUUUUAGUGUUUGCUGAACCUGGCUCUCAGCUGGAGAACAGGGUUUCUGGGGUACUUCAUCACCCCAGGGCUUUGCUUUUUGAGGGAUCUCUCUUGCCAGGACAGCGUGGAGCUGUGAUGGGCUCAGCUCCCUGCAGAGCUCAGUGCUGCUGCUGCUGCUUCCACGCAUCACCUAUGCAAGACUAGCGAGCACACAUCAGGCUACCUGCACGGAGAGACUGGAGGGAUCAGUCCCUCUGCAGGGCUGGUGGUGCUGCUUGGGGAACUCAGGAGUGGCCCCCCAGCCAGUGCUCCCAGCCCUGGCAGCAGCAGCAGCCCAGAUUUGAGCCAAGGCUGGAGAAUCCUCUCCAAAACCCACACAUUUGCAGGCUAAGAGUGCCAUGGAGCAGGGAGGGUCGCUCCAGAGCUUGCUGGCUCCUUCCCAGGCUGGGCUGGCUAGAGGGAGGAACUCCUUGGGAGGAGAGGGAGCACCCCAAAGCUCCUGGGAGCUCACAGACAUUCCAGCUCCAGGCACAGUUUCUGCACAUCCGUGCUGUGGAUCUGCAGUUGUGUGCAUAGAGCAGUACCAGGACCACGGAUAUCUUGGGUUAGGGCAGGGCUGUACCUUUGUUUUGUCUUGUCUGUCACCAAUGUAGCCACUUCCAUUCAGAAGUGUCCCCUGAAGUCCAAGGAGUGCAUCCCAUCCUGGCUGGGGCAGGGCUGAGAUGGCUCAUCCCAGCUUGGGCAUCCAACACCAUUCCAAGAAAUUGCUGGGCUGCAAGAGGGCCUUGCACUAAAAAGCUUUUCCUUUUCCAGCUGCUUGUCUGAGGUCAGCCACACGCCACAGCCAAUUUUGGCUGGAGCCAGACCGGAGAGAGUCUUGACUCUGGACUGCAAGCCAAGAGCCUGAGGGCAGCUGGCAUGCUUUUCCUUCUGUUUUCCUUCUUGAUUAGCAAUUUAAGCCAAAACAGAGGCAGCAGAGAGGCCAGGCUGUGCUGGGAGAUGCCUCUGAGCUGUAAAGCUGAGCUCUAGCAAGGAACUAUCUUCUUGUUGAGUGGCUUUGCUCAGAAAGGCACUGCCAGGGCUGGUUGCUCCCACAUUUCCUGGGAGCUGGAAGGAUUCCUGGCCAAGCCAGGCUUUUGAGCACUGAUGGGUGUUAGAAGGGCUCUCAGCUGCCUCCACUCCACUUCAAGGAGAUGCAAAGCUCCCCGUUGCUCAAGCUCUUGUCCCUGUGCCUCCCCACACACCUCCCUUGUUCAGGCUGGCUCUCUCCAGCCACCAACACUUGGGAGCAGCCAAACCCUCAGCAGAGGAGUGUGAGCCCAGGCUCUGGCCUGUCCCAGGCACUUGCAGGGCAGUCAGGGAGCUGCAGCUGGAGUCACUCAGGAGUGGGAUUGUGGCCCUGCCACAGGCAGCAGCAUUCCCUUGGGACCAGCUCAUGGAUCAGGGGGUGCAACGUUCCCUACGUGAGUUACAGGCUGGGGGGGAAAGGACACCUCCCCAAAAGUGCAGUUUGUUCCCUUAACCCCUUUUUUUGUUACUAUGAUUAUUAUGAUGAUAGCAGUCACGCUUGUUUGUUUAGGGCCUGUUUGCUGUUUAUAAGAGAAGGCUUUGCCUUAAGUUUAACUCUUUGCACUAUGGACUAGAUACUGAGCAGAUUAAAAUCUCCUUUACCAAAA
Pyrgilauda ruficollis (rufous-necked snowfinch) is the source of this 3868-nucleotide messenger RNA. RefSeq names its product ring finger protein 26 (gene RNF26). Gene Ontology annotation, molecular function: ubiquitin protein ligase activity. The record is from RefSeq and is a predicted model, not a curated record. The transcript has a single exon. The coding region runs from base 321 to 1673 and encodes 450 amino acids. Gene Ontology annotation, biological process: protein ubiquitination; ubiquitin-dependent protein catabolic process. Lineage: Eukaryota; Metazoa; Chordata; Aves; Passeriformes; Passeridae.